This is a messenger RNA of Tigriopus californicus, 5627 nucleotides long. Its product is annotated as E3 ubiquitin-protein ligase SHPRH-like. Gene Ontology annotation, biological process: protein polyubiquitination; nucleosome assembly; DNA damage response. Gene Ontology annotation, molecular function: DNA binding; ATP-dependent chromatin remodeler activity; ubiquitin protein ligase activity. Gene Ontology annotation, cellular component: nucleus; nucleosome. The transcript has 10 exons. The coding region runs from base 176 to 5518 and encodes 1780 amino acids. NCBI's taxonomy places the organism in Eukaryota, Metazoa, Arthropoda, Copepoda, Harpacticoida, Harpacticidae. The record is from RefSeq and is a predicted model, not a curated record.
GGAUUCUCUCUCUCUUAGGAACGGUUGGAUGUGAUUGGAUCCACCCAGACACAUCCCUGCCUCCCUAGCUGUUUUUCGAGGUUUUAGCCCAACCCUUCCCGGUAGUCAUGGAUACGGUCAUUGUCCCUUUAAUUCGAGCCUGACUUUGGCGAGUCGUGUCAGUCAGUCAGUCAGCAUGCCUCGCGCCAAACGCCCGGCUCCUCAGCGACUGGAUUCCUCAGCCCGACAAGCUCAACAAUGGGCCAUGGGACCACCGCCACCCGACCAGGCGACGCCCUCUGGCUCGGCCAGAGCGGCUCGACCCGUGAGGGCCGCGGGAUCGGGUCUAGGUAUUCUUGACUUGACCGGUAGUGAUUCGGACGAGGAGGAUGAGGAUUACGUGCCUCAAGGGGUCACAAACACGACUGAAGCGGUGGAAUUGAGCCCUGGGCCCACUCCUGCGGCCUGUAUAACCCCACCCGGCCGGCCGGGUGGGGCUUGGAGCGUCCAAUUUGGCCCCACCAGGACGGAAGGGUCGGGUUGGUGGGGAUCCUUGGGCCGAUAUACGUUUCUGGUACAGCCUACGAGUCAAGUGCGUCAGAUCACGGGCGCGGGUACGAUUUACGUGGGUACAAGUAGCGAUGAGGCGGGUUGGUUGGAGUUGGACGACGGACGGCGGCUGGCCUUGAUUUCCAUGGGUGAAAACGCCCAAGGCUUGAAGGUGUUGGGCGAAGUGGGCGUGAAACGCCUGAGUGUGUCGCCGCAGCUCACGGUGCGAGACUUUGAUGCUCAAAGCGGGGAAUUGACUUUGUCGUUGGUCGUGAGUGAUGAGACGUUGCUCAAAGUUAGUCACCCGUCGGAUUUGAUGGCCAAAAUCCCGACGGGUGUGCGACGACUUUUGGAUGAAUGUCUAGGUUUGGAUCAUUUUGAGACCUGGGAUGAAUUAGAGCACAUGAAGCACGAUAUUGACCUCAUCUAUGAAGAAAUUAAAGCCUUUCACAGUUCAGACCCGACGUUGAAAAACAGCUCGGUCGAUCCGCAACACCCCAGUCUAUUGCCCCGUCUCCGACCAUAUCAGAGGAAUGCCGUGAAAUGGAUGGUGGGUUGUGAAAAGGGUGCUCCCACCGGAGACCAUCCACUCCAUCCCCUGUAUGAAGAAGUUCGCACUUUAGAAGGCGAUGCGCUGUACUAUCACGUCAAAGGCGGAUUCCUCAUUCGUGAUCGUCCUCGGGCUCAACCCAAACCCCCCGGGGGUAUAUUGGCCGAUGAAAUGGGUCUGGGUAAAACCGUUGAGAUAUUAUCCCUCAUGCUUUCUCACCCGCGACAAGAAUUGCCCCGUCCGGCUUAUCAAGCACCCAUUGUUCUGAGGAGUGACGAGAAGAAGAAGAAAAGACGACGUAGACGAUCACCCACGCCCGUUGAAUUUGUCUUGGACGGAACUCCGAGUGAAGCUCCAACUUGUGGCUCGCCAAGGAAGACUCCAGACGAAACCCUGAUGCAAGUAGACGGCAAUGAUAGCGGUUCGGAUGCUAGUUCCCGGUUGAACGAGUCGGAGGAUCAUUCCGAUGAGAGUGACCAAGAAAGUGAGACCGAUCGAGAGGAAGAGUACAAGCCUCGGCCAAGCCGAUCGCGACAAAAGAAAGUGACGUUUAACUUUGAUGAAGGGAUUGAGGCUACACCUGCUAAGAAACCCAGAGCGAGCAAGUCUCAAGAGCCGGGGUCAUCUAUUCUGGUAAAGUCUAAGGAAGCGUUUGAUCCGAAAUCCGUUUUGAAAGGUCGAACUGUUACUGCCAAGUCUCCGAUGAGUGAUAUGAUUCUCCAUGGCGUGAUUGCCAUUGCCAAAAAUGGUGACGGUGCCAGUACGCACGCUUUGAAGAAGCAUUUGGCCAAGACUUUUGGCAAAUCAUCUGCUCAGCAUCUGAAUCAAUUCAAAAAGACCGUUGUCAAAUUGGUGGGCCAGGGACUUCUUGUGAACACGUCGCAUCAAAGUGGAGCCAAUGGAUCAUUCAUCGUCAACCCUGACCACGAAAGCUUCGACUCCCGAGGCCUUUACUUUGCCAAAGACCUAUCUGACAUUGAAAAGGUCAUCGAGCAAGUGAUCACGAAUCGUUGUUAUGGCGGACAAUCGUAUAAUAGGGAUCAAGCGGAUAAGUUGGCUAGUGUUCAUAAGAAGCCCAAAAAAGAGUCUAGUACCUAUAAACGAUUGAAGGAUAUCUACGAGAUGCAAUUGGCCGGCUUAUCCGAAGCGGUGGAGCUCACCCCAGAAUAUCGGAAGGCUCGCAGGAAAUGGAAUGGAACGUUCUUUGACACCAAAGUAGGACAGAGCGACUAUUUCGAGUGCAUUUGUGGCACUGACCUGGAUGCGGAUGAGGAUCGUUUACACCGCAUUCAAUGUUCCAAGUGCCAAUUGUGGCAGCAUUCCGAAUGCGUGAAAUUUGAUGUCACGGAUCCAUAUCGAGGUGACUACUUGUGCCCUCAUUGCUGGACCUUGCAAGACCCAGUCCAAUCAGGCGCCACUCUCAUCGUCUCUCCAAGCACCAUCUCAUACCAAUGGAUAGAGGAGAUCCAGAAGCAUGUUCGAGACAAGAAAGUUCGGAUGCUCUUCUAUGAAGGCACCAAACAAGCUGGAUACAUACAACCCCGUGAUUUGGCAUCGUACGACAUUGUCAUCACCUCUUACACCAUCCUCCAGUCGGAGACAAAUUAUGUGGACCUUCCACAUAGCAACAGCUCGGAAGGUCGGCGAUUUCGCAAUGCCAAGCGCUACAUGGCCAUUCCUGCACCCCUUCUCUCAAUUCAAUGGUGGAGGAUCUGUUUGGACGAGGCUCAGAUGAUCGAAGUGACCACCACGAAAACGGCGGAAAUGGCCUUGCGACUCUCGGCGGUAAAUCGAUGGUGCGUGACCGGUACGCCGAUCGAGAAAUCCCUGAAUGACGUCCAGGGAUUGCUCCUGUUCUUGCAGUACGAUCCAUACAGUCUGCAACGAUGGUGGCGAGAGUGUUUGUAUCUUCCCUUUGGCCACGGCCUAAGAAAACCGCUGAUGCAGGUGUUAUGCGAGGUUCUUUGGCGAACUGCAAAGAAGGACGUCCUCGAUCAGAUCAAUAUUCCAUCUCAGACCCAAGAAAUCCAUUGGCUUUCGUUCUCGCCCAUCGAGGAGCACUUCUACCGACGGCAGCACAUCGAGAGUUCCCGUGAUGCCGUCGCAAAAAUUGGCAAAUGCUCGGAUCUGUCCAUGCACCUUUCGGCCAUGGACCGUAAUUCACUGAAUAAUUUACUGAACCCCCUGCUACGAUUGCGACAAUCGUGCUGUCACCCUCAAGCGGUUCGAGGGCAGUUCAUUGGACUACAGAAAACCACAAUGACCAUGGAAAACCUCUUGGAACAAAUGACGAAAAAAGUCACCCUGGAGUGUGAAGAUGCUCAUCGCCAAUUGAUUGCCGCUCUCAACGGCUUGGCAGCCAUAGCUAUCAUCGAGGAACAGUGGGUGGAGGCCUCGGAAAAGUACCGAGAAGUCCUGAGAACGUCCGAGGAAUACAAGGACAAAAUCAAGACGGACACGCUGCAGAAAUUGCACACGAUCUCGAAUUUGCGGGAACUGCUUGAUGCUCACCAUGAUGGAGUGGAUCCAACUCUCAGGGAUGAUCAAUUAUUGGACGAGGCUGAAGUGCUAAAAAAGAAUUACCUCGUCAAAUACUCUACUGCCAUUGAAGCUGCCCAAGGUGCACUCCAUCCGAUCACCGCUCAAGUGUUGGAACUCCAAUCGAGCUUUGUUUGUCGGAGAGAGCCUUGGUACGUGCAAGUGAUUAAUGAUUUAAAGUCAUCUAGCAAUGAAGCGAAUCUAAUGGAUCUGGUCCGCGAAGAAAUGGCUCAAUUUUUCGACGUCGUCAACGACAAGGAGUUCAAGCAAAUCGAGCACAAAUACCCUAAUUCUAGAAUUGUCCUCUACAAAUUGGGAGAGAGCGUGGCUCAACUUGAUACAACUCGCGAGGGUGUGACAAAAGGGCUGACAAACCUGCGGGAAUCCCCGCCUGAAACCUUCUUGAAUGGAGCAGUUGAUUGCCAUCUCCGAGUGUCUGCCGCCUCUCAAAAGAAUCGCAAGUUAUGCCAACUGUGCUUGGUGCAUGACGAAAUUGAGGUUUACGAGAGCAUGAUUUUCCAUUUCGUUAAGGACGAAAUCCGAAGUCUCAAGGGACCUGCCCGGCAAACUCUCACUACAGACGAGAAUAAGAAACUGGAAGAUGCCGGAGUGUUCUUAUUGGAUGACCAGAGAAAAGGCACUUGGGCGGAUUGUGAGUCGGAACGGUUAUUAAGAGCUAUCUUGAAAUUCACUCGUCAGAAGUCCGUAAGUGUGAGUGGUGCCAUUCAAAGCGAUGGUGCCGCUCACAUCAAGUUGUUCGAGGCCAUGAAGAAAGAGUUCAAGUUGAUGAGGAUCCUUUGGCGACAGAUUUAUGAUCUGGUGGCGGGUGUGGACGAAUUGAAUAUGUCCGUCAUGCGGCUUCGCCUUCGUUUCGAGGACGAACCUCAGACCUCACAAAGUGCCUUGAAGCAGAAAAAGAGUUCUCAAGGAACCAAUCUGGCCACCAGAGAGAAGGACAAAUUUGAAACCAUUUACAUUCUAGAGGAACACGAGCUUCCCAGUCAGAAAUUGAAACUCAUCUCAGAUUGCACGGUAGCCAAAUGCGAGUUCCGCAAAAUGUUUGGGCAAUUGGUGUAUUUGGAGAACUUGAAGAACUCUGAUUAUGGGAAGAAGGGCGGUGCCAAUCCAGAGCCGUGUCCAGUGUGCCAACAAGAACUAGGAAUGCAAUGGAGUGUGCUUCAGUGCGGUCAUUGCUAUUGUGUCGAGUGCAUCCGCGUCUUGAUCGAGAAGUAUUCAAAUAGCAAUAUUCAAAGCGCGCACAGAAGGUCGUUAAAAUGCCCAAUUUGUCGAAAUAUCACAGUCCAUGGAGAGAUCUCCUAUGUGAAAACGAGGAAAGAAGAAGUGAACUCGGAGGAGGAAAAGCAAGCAUUAGAGCAAGUCAAAGGCAGCUUAUCGACGAAGAUGGAGGCCGUGGUCCGAGCAAUUAUGGCCAUUCAAGCUGAAGACCCGAACUCUAAAUCCCUCGUAUUUUCCACCUGGACGGAUGUCUUGGACAUUUUAGGGACGGCCUUGACCGAAAACAGCAUUCCAUUCGCUUCGUUGCAUUCAAACGUCAAGUUCAAAAGGAACCUGCAAAAGUUCAAGAAUCGCCAAGAUGUAAAAGUAUUACUACUACCCAUAACUUCUGGAGCCAAUGGUCUCAACCUGAUCGAGGCCAGCCAUGUGCUUCUGGUCGAACCAAUUCUCAAUCCCGCUCAAGAACUUCAAGCCAUCGGUAGAGUUCAUAGGAUCGGACAAACCAAAUCCACGCGGAUACAUCGGUUCAUCGUCAGAUCUACCAUCGAAGAGCGCAUGCACAGAAUCUUGAGCAAUUUUCAAGAGACCAAAGUGGGACAAAGCAGUCACUGCACCGAGGAGAAUGUGCUCACUAUCCAGGAUUUGAAAAACAUUUUCGUGGAUUAGAGCCUCCCAUGUUGACAUUGCAUUCGUGUCAUUCAUUCUCAUACCAUGUACAAAUCAAUCCCAUUUAUAAGAUAUGAAAGCUGUUGCGAAAUGAAAUUGGCUCAUUUGA